This is a messenger RNA of Peromyscus eremicus (cactus mouse), 1548 nucleotides long. It is a transcript of the gene Kti12, whose product is annotated as KTI12 chromatin associated homolog. Bases 64 to 1119 code for a protein of 351 amino acids. The transcript has a single exon. The record is from RefSeq and is a predicted model, not a curated record. Lineage: Eukaryota; Metazoa; Chordata; Mammalia; Rodentia; Cricetidae.
GCUUCACUUCCGGUUCAUGCCGGAAGUUGACGCAACGUCCGCACAUGGGUGGCCCCAGAGAAUAUGCCGCUCGUGGUGUUUUGCGGGCUGCCGUCGACCGGCAAGAGCCAGCGUACGGAAGAGCUACGCCGGGCGCUGGUCAGCGAGGGCCACACGGUGCACGUGGUGGACGAUGCUUCGGUGCUGGGCAAUGAGAACGCGGCGGUGUACGGCGACUCUGCCCGGGAGAAGACGCUGCGCGCCGCGCUGCGGGCCGCGGUGGAGCGGCGCCUGAGCCGGCAGGACGUGGUCAUCCUGGACUCCAUGAACUACAUCAAGGGCUUCCGCUACGAGCUGUACUGCCUCGCGCGGGCUGCGCGCACGCAGCUCUGCUUAGUUUACUGCAUACGCCCGUUCCGGCCGAGCCGCGGCCCUCAGGUGGCUGACGCCACGGGUGACCGCGGCCCGGCUGUCAGUGUGAGCUGGAGGUCGCGCGCCGAGGAGGGUGAGCAACCUCCGGAGACCGGCGCUGCCGGGGAGCAGCGCGCCGCCAGCCCGGUUGCAAAUGGGGAAGUCCUGCCCGCCGUCCCCAGGGAACUGGAUCCAGAGGAAGUCCCGCCCUCAAGUCUUCCAGCCGUAGUCACUCUGGAGUCGGAACAAUCUGCAGAGCCUGCGUCCAGUGCCUUACCUCCCGAACUUUUGGAGUCCUUAGCGCAGCGCUUUGAGUCUCCCGACUCUCGGAACCGCUGGGAUCGACCCUUGUUCACCGUGGUGGGUUUAGAAGAGCCAUUGCCGCUGGCUGAGAUCCGGGCUGCUCUGUUUGAGAACCGGGCCCCCCCACCCCAUCAGUCUACGCAGUCCCAGCCCCUAGCCUCUGGCAACUUUCUGUACCAGUUGGACCAGGCUACGAGCCAGGUGUUGACUGCUCUGAUGGAAGCACAGAAGAGCGCUGUACCCGGAGACGUGUUAACACUUCCUGGCACCACACAGCAUCUCCAGUUUACCCGGCCCUUGACCUUGGCGGAACUGAGUCGCCACCGUCGCCAGUUUAUUUCCUACACAAAAAUGCAUCCCAACAACGAGAACUUGCCUCAACUGGCCAACAUGUUUCUUCAGUAUCUGAGCCAAAGUUUGGACUAAUAGCGGUAGUGGGAGGCGGCGAUGGCUCCUGUCUUUAUUCCACUGUACUUUGUCUAGGAAGAAUGGUCUGGAGGUCCACAGAGCGUACUGUAGUGCUAGGAUUGCUAAGUUUGACUGCCUCUGUGCGUGUCACAUCUGAGUGUAUAGCAUAAGCUGAGGCAUAGGUGCUCCAGAAAUCUCAGGUGGGCAGAGUUUUUCUUUGGUUGGGCUCUGCUUGGGGAUACUAACUACAUCGGGAUGGAGGAUUGUUUUAAAUCAACUGUGAGUAGAAAGCGAAGACGAUACAGUUUUGUAUGGCCCUUCUUUCAUACGACAAGUAUUUUUGAGUGCAGUACUUCUUGCUAUCUAUCCUGGAGCUUCGAACACAGGUGCAUCUUUUGUUCUGGGAAACUGAUAUUUGUGUAAGACAACCAUUAGAUAUUUCCUCUA